This is a messenger RNA of Panicum hallii, 1075 nucleotides long. RefSeq names its product probable calcium-binding protein CML35. The record is from RefSeq and is a predicted model, not a curated record. The transcript has a single exon. Gene Ontology annotation, molecular function: calcium ion binding. The coding region runs from base 154 to 726 and encodes 190 amino acids. Lineage: Eukaryota; Viridiplantae; Streptophyta; Magnoliopsida; Poales; Poaceae.
ACGAAGCUUCCGCGAAGCUCACUCCCUCCCCUCCCGCCCCCGCCCCCGCCCCUGCCUUUUUAUCUCCCACCUCUCGCUCGUCGUCCCUCCAUUCCCACCACCACCGCCUCCCUCUCAUCCCCACCGGCAGCGGCGAAGCAGCAGCGCAAGAAGAUGAAGCUCUCCGUCCAGUCUCUGGCCAGGAAGCUCUCCCUCCCGUCCCCGAAGCGGUCGUGGAGCGGCAGCAGGAAGGACGGCAGCGGGAAGCGCUCCCUGUCGCGCAGCGAGGCGCCGUCGUUCGCGUCGGCGUCCUCGUCCUCCUCCGACGACACGCUGGCGCGGUCCUCCACGCCGCGGUCCGUGCUGUCGCUGUCCCCCGCGGAGAUCCCGCGGCGGGAGCUGGAGGCCGUGCUGCGGCGCCUCGGCCACGGGGAGCCCUCCGACGACGAGCUGGACGCCGUGGCCGCCAUGGCCGCGCAGCCGCCCGCACCCGGCGGGGAGGACGAGCUCAUGGAGGCGUUCCGGGUGUUCGACGCCGACGGCGACGGCCGCAUCACCGCCGAGGAGCUCCGCGCCGUCAUGGAGGCCAUCCUCGGCGGCGGCGCCGAGGGCUGCAGCCUCGACGACUGCCGCCGCAUGAUCGGCGGCGUCGACGCCGACGGCGACGGAUUUGUCGGAUUCCAGGACUUUGCGCGCAUGAUGAUGAACGCCACCACCACGGCCGCCCCAACACCAACCUUCUUGUGAUCCCCUCGCUCGUCACCUGACCAAACAAAAGAUUGGGAUGGCCCCGGCCCUGAUGCGCGCACAGAGACGAAGCCGCUGGCGAUGGCGAGAUCAUUUUCCUUUUGGGCGCGCAGGAUGAUAGGCUGCUGCUACCAACCACCUACUAGUAGGACGGAGCACUCCAUUAAAAAUUUAAAAGCGCUUGUUGGCUGGGCUGCUAAUCCAUGCGCGAUUAGCGAAAGCCCCGUGCACGCAAAUGCAAGCUCGUUGUAAAAUUAUUUGUCGCGAGAGAGUGAGUAUAACGGCAAGGCGAAUGCUUGGUUCUUUCAAUUUUUUCUUUAUAUUUAAAUCCUACUAAUUCCUACCAGUA